Messenger RNA from Paramuricea clavata, 1011 nucleotides. The record is from the annotation of a GenBank genome assembly. Lineage: Eukaryota; Metazoa; Cnidaria; Anthozoa; Malacalcyonacea; Plexauridae.
AUGGCGUAUAUGGAGCAAAGCAAUGCAGACGAAAUGCUUUCUGCAGUUGAACAAGACGGGCAGAUGCUUCAAACAGAUCAAGAUGUUCGCGAGUCUACAAGUAUAGCGUCUUCUGAUGGUAGUAUCGACCGAAGUGAUGUUACAAUACGGCGAAAUGCGAAAGUUCGUAUGCCGAGAUUACAAGCCAAUGUCAAUGAGCAAUUAAUGCUAGAAGAGAAUUUAACGCGCCUCAACUGAAACAGUCGAAGCGGUUCUUUAUCAGCAGUCACAGCUAAGAAGAAUGAGAUAAACACUUUAUUAGCCGAAGAUGCUGAUAUUAAGCAGGUUUUGGACAAAUAUGAAAGUUUGAAGCGAUUAUUUGAUAAAUAUUUCGAUGCUCACCGAGCGUAUCAAUGUGAGUUACUCGAGGCGGAACAUAUAGAACAAACUGAUAAACAAUACGAAGCCCAAGAAAUAUCAUACCGAGACUUUGCGGAUAAAAUAAAUCAGUGGAUUAAAACUAAAGAGCUCCGUUCGAAGUCUGUUCCUGAAAUAUCACCUAAUGACUCCGUAAGCCAAGUCGCUUCGAACGUUUCGUCAAAGACAAAGUACUCUACUCGCUCAUCGGUGACGUCUGAGUUAAGAGCUACUGAAGCUGUAAGAAUGGCCGAACUUGUGGUUCAAGCAAAGUCGUUGGAGAUUCAGCAACGUUUAGAGCAAGAAAAACUACGAAUACAGCAGGAAGAAAGUCGCAUAAAGUUGGAGAUGGAAAUCGCUAAAAGUGCGGCUAAAGAAAAAGCAUUAGCGGCCUUACAAAUACCUCAAUCAACCACUACGUCUACAAACCUAGAUGAUGCUCGUCAAAGUCCUGCAGUUGUGAAAAAUUCAUCAAGACAUCAAACACCAAGACCUCACUCAACUGGUAGAAAAUUACCCCAACUGCCACUUAUUAGUAAAGCAAACAAAGGCGCAACCAUCGAGAAGCCAGUCGAGCAACGAGAUAGUUUCGAAAGGCGUGAUCAACCGGAAUGA